Messenger RNA from Halichondria panicea, 6957 nucleotides. Its product is annotated as rotatin-like. The coding region runs from base 80 to 6874 and encodes 2264 amino acids. NCBI's taxonomy places the organism in Eukaryota, Metazoa, Porifera, Demospongiae, Suberitida, Halichondriidae. Gene Ontology annotation, biological process: centriole replication; centriole-centriole cohesion; ciliary basal body organization. The record is from RefSeq and is a predicted model, not a curated record. Gene Ontology annotation, cellular component: centrosome; ciliary basal body; centriole. The transcript has 39 exons.
GCUAGGACUGCACUCUGACCUAGCUAAUAAAACUAGCUAGAGAUCGAGAAGAAGUACGUGUUUGCAGCCAUCACGCACCAUGUCUGCUGGAGGCGAGGAGAAUGAGAGGCCAUUGAGAGAGCUACUCUUAAAAAUUAACCACCCCCUGUCUGAUGUUAGGUCGCGCAGCCUACGAAGUGUCUCCUUCAAACUAAGCCAUAGUCUGGUGUCAGUGGAGGAGCUGGUCUCAGAGAGAGAGUUUCUAGUCGGCCUACUGGAGUGGUUCAACCAUGAGGGCUGGACGUGUGAGACUCAAGUAUUGGCAUUGCUCCUGCAGCUUACUCAGAAUGCUACAGCGGCCCUCACGAUAGUUGAAGUGGGUGGAGUCAAUUUUCUCUCUCAGCUCCGCCCACAUUGCAACCCUGCACUCCACCCACUCAUUGACGACAUCUUGGAACAGCUGCUCAGACUCCCCACACUGCACACAAGCUGUAAUACAAGCACUACGAGUUUCGAACACCCUGAAGCGGCUUAUUCAUCUAAAUCUCCCUCAAUUGCAACCACCACCGGAGAAUUCGCGGAUAAUGAAAGUUCGGGGCCCACAAACGGGAAAUGUAUUCGUACUGAUUCUGAUAUUUCAGCAGCCUCCUCUCUAAAUACAGUACGCACAUCAGAUGUUGGCAGCUAUAUGGAGAUUUCCAGGGAGUCUUUCGGUCUCAAAACAGCCUCUCAACAACCGACCCUACCAGCUCAGUAUAAUAGCUCACACAGUCUUAGUGGAGGGUCUACGCAGUUAUCCUCAAUGGUGGUGGACUCGUCUCAGGAGGUUGGUGAAACCGGCCGACUUGGUGGGAUGAGAUAUACAGAGAGUAGGGUUAUACCACAUGGAAGGGACGAGGAGUCUGGUGACCAUGGUGAUGGUGGUGUGAGGGGUUUCCCCUGGGUACAGUUGACUGAUAACGACAGGGGCAUCCUCUUGACCACACACAGCCGUCUACAGAGCAGCACUGAGGAUGCUCUGGUUAGAUCGUGUGAGUUUCUACAAGAUGUGUUGUUUCAAGACUUCCCAGCGGAGAUCCUCCUACAGAGACCAGCCAUCAUUAAGAGUUUGGUUCGGCUACUAGAGGGGAGUGGUAGCACUAGCCACACCCUCUCAUCCCUCCUCUCCUGUCUGGCCUCAUUCACACACACACUGCAUCAGAGAAUGAUGACAGCUAUGUGCCCUAGUGGAGGACUGAGGGGUAGGGGGGGUCUGUCACUGGAUACACCAGAACCAACCACCACCCACUCUACCAACCCAAACCCUCCAGAAACCCUCGAAACACUCACUCCAGAAAUGCUCUCUCAAUUGCAAUCUGAGCAACUCUCAACCUCUCAAUUCAGCCUCCUAUUGAUAAGUGCCAUCGCGACUCUCCUGCCUUGCCUACUGGCCAAUGACACCACAGUAGCAGAGGGAGGCAGCACGGAGGCCAUUGCAGAGGGAGGCAGUAUGGAGGCCAUUGCACUAUGUGUGGAGCUACUGUGUACAGUGAGGAGUGCGUGUGAGGUGAUGACCAGGUGUGGAAGCAAACAGGGUACUGUAUUCAGUGAGGGGUCAGCAAUUCCCAACCCCCAGAUCGAGGGGGCAGUGGAUAGCCUCUGCUCUGCCCUCUCCCAGUGCCUAUCAAGAUGGAGAAGACUUGCACCUCAGGAGUGUGAUGGGAGGGUGUGUCCUCAGCUACAGGUGGUGUGCUCUGUGACAAUACACUUGUCAUUAGCUCUCUGUCAUGUGAUGGAAAUGUCCUCAACUAGCUCAGGUGUGUUGCCUCUGCCCAGUGCCCUGAGUGGGCUGGUCAUGAAUGGAGUACUGGGGCUAGUCUGCCCUUCUCUGAUCACCAGACUCUUGCCAACCUUGGAGAGAGUGGAUGUACCUACUAGUAGGCUGUACCAUCAAGUGGUUGCCAUGACGCAGUCCUUCCAUGCAAUGAGUCAGUUCCUGUCCCCCCAACGUGAUGUCAUCACCUCCCUCACCAUGGCAACGAGUGGACUGGAGGGACUGUGGUUCACAGCUAAUCAGCAGUUCAUUGCCAAAGCCAUCGACCAAUCCCUGCUGGUGGGGGAUUCCCCGGCCGUUCCUUGGGGCACUGGAUUGCAGCUGUUGCUGAGACUGGUUGGUCACGGCUCUGACAGAGUGAGGGAACACGCCUACAAACACUUGAGAGAGCAGUACGAUAUUUGGUUAGUGUCUGUUGCCGAGUCAGCUGAUUCUGAUGUCCAGGACCACCCCCUGUUGAACUCUGACCUCUUGUCCGAGCUCUGUUGCUAUGGCGUUGUGGCUGAUAACAAGGCUAUAGCAGACUCAGCGUGCAAGAUUUGCGCCAGUCUGCUAUCAUGUGAUAACGAGGAGGUGUGGUCUCGUGUGUGGGGCAUGGUCAAUCAGUGGAUGCCUUUCCUCGAGUGUGCUAUGAGUGAGAGUGGUGUGCUGUGUGGGGGCGUGCAACAGCUGCUGGAGGGAGGAGGGGGUGCUCUGACUAGUGUAGUGAGACUGAGGAGCCUCACACGACUGCUCUAUUCCAACAGCACAGAUUUGAGAGUGUGGUCGUUUCGGCAACUGAGCACUAUCCUUCUGGAGGGGAAUUCCCCACCACCCUGGUUACCAACGGCAACAACCCCACUCCAUAACGUACUGACGCUGGGGAAGCACCACUGUGGAUGGACCAACACCAGCACACCAAGCUCAUUCAAGCACGAGGAUGUGCUCAAGUUGGUCCGUAUUCUGAGAUCAGCCAGCAUGGACGAUUCACUUAAGAAAUCAGCCCUGGAACAACUCUCCCUUAUUCUAAGAGACCAGCAGCUUCAUGCUCAAGUACUGCAGGAUGACAUCAUCACAGAGGACCUUCUCUCGGCACUCGUCUUGCACUCUGCACCCAUCCAGGAGAUGCACUCUGAACCCAGCCAGGAGAGUGCCAGAGAUCUGAUCGUGAAGCCUUGUAUCAAAUGCCUGCUAUUAUUAGCCCUCUCCAGUCCUCCAUUGAGAGACAGAGUGGCCCAGGAUGCUACCACACUCUCUGCCAUCUUGAGAGCUGCCCUUGCCUUCAACGAGGACGUGGAUUUCCUGUCCUGUGUGUCCAUGCUCCUCGCCAUGUGUCUGUUCAGAUGUGUUGUCAUGGUAACAGAGGACUCCCAACUGCAAAUACCUCACAUUUUCGCUAAAAAGUUGAAGUUUCCAUUUUCUAUCGUGGAGUAUGAACGAGAGCUUUGUCACGUGACCCCCUCCCCCUUGGACCCUGCGUUGUUCAGUACAGAUCCCCUACUGGGCAUGCUCAGACUUGCCUACCACUCUAUUAGGACUGGCCCUCCAGACCAACUUAUCUCAGCUCACCAAAACCGCUCUCUAGAUGAUGAUGGUGAUCAUAAAAUGGCAGUACCCUCGAGCGACAUUGCUGCUUUAAGUGCUCUGAGUGUGACUGUGUGUUUGCAAGAAUAUGUUGAAUUGUUGAGAACGGCAUCGAGUCACGGUCAAGUGGUUAGUGUGUUGUAUCGUAUUGAGGUGGUGCUGAGGAAUUGGACCAUGUGUGGUGGGCGGGUGGACAUGGACCGAUUGCAGUGCGACUGGAGAAAGGCUUUUGUGAGGUUCCUGUCUGUGAGCCCUAGCUCCACAGAGGACCUCUCUCUACUAUCCACUGUACUAGGGGUGCUCCAAACAAUGGCGCUUGUCUCGCGUCCUAGACCCCUCCAGUCUGCCCUCUGUGAUCAUUUACUGCAGAGAGAUGAUCUGGAUUGGUUGAUCAAGGUCACAUGUUGUGAGGGGGCGGUGUGUCUAAAGCUACUGACGGACUAUCUGCAACACAAGAAACAAUCUGACCCUCAAAGGUUAGUUCUCAAGAGGUUCCUGCGACUACUAGUGGCAUUGAUAGGCCACACCCACACCACUCCCCCUAUCACGCCCCCCUCCUGGCUCUAUCUAGUUGAGACCGUCUGCCAGUGUGUACAAUUGGCCGGCUCACCAGACUAUUAUGACCUACCUCUGUUAGAGGCCUCCCUUGAAUGUCUCCUCCACCUCUCAUCAUGCAGUGUGUCGGACAAGUUGCUGAAACUGGACAGAUUUAGAAAGCUGCUAUUUGAAGUGAUGACUGCCCUAAGACAAGUAUUGUGGUCGCUCAUUUCUGGGCGUGGUUACCUGGCGCUAUCGUUCCUGGGGAGAGGGGUGACGUCCAGGGCCUCCCUCGCACUGGCACAUGUCAUGCAAACAGCCUCCCUAUUGGACUAUCCAAAGGGUUGGUGGGUACAAUGGCUGGAGAGCUGCAGUCCUGACAUCGGGUUGGUAUGGUUACGCCACCUGGUGGAAGAUCGAGACCCUCAAGUACGCUACUCAGGUCUAAGGUUGCUCUCUCUCUUAUGCUCCAAAUUGGAGGUGACAGAGUCUUUGCUGGGGGUCUGGAGGGACUUCCCCUGCGGACUGUGGGGGGUCUGUCUGGAGAUUGCUCUGGAUGUCAAUAGCAACGAUCUAGUCAAACAACAGGCACUGUUCGUACUGGUCAGUUUGAGUAAUAUCUGCAACUGUCACAAGAAGUGGUCCAACUACCUCGUCUGUACAACCAAUCAUGUGAGCACCGCAUGCAGUCAUGUGAGCACUGUAUGCAGUCAUGUGAGCACCGUAUGCAAUCAUGUGAGCACCGCAUGCAGUAAUGUGAGCACCGUAUGCAGUCAUGUGAGCACCGCAUGCAGUCAUGGUCGGUUAUCUGGAGAAAAGGCUCUCGGACAUUUACUCCACACGUACGACAUCUGUCAUUAUGUAAAUGCCAUCGUCCAAUCAGAUCGCUUCUCUCAAGUGUCUCGAGAAAUCGACUCCAUAUCAAAACUCACUGAAAACAUUUUCUUUGACCAGCGGGUAAUUUCUAAUGAUAGCAAGACGAAAAAUGGUGGCUCAGAUGAAAAGUCAAUUAAGAGAAUGUAUUUAAGACAUAGUUUUAACUCUGAUGGAGCUGCCGAUGUGAGUGGAGCUAGUACUGAAGGAGUUAACAGAGUAUUGGUUUUGCUGACACGGCUGGUCGAGAUCUGUGACCCUCUGUUUGUGUGUGGUGUGUGUGAUGUGCUUCAUAACAUGGCGUCUAGCUUCCCUCAAGAGAUUGGAGCCUACCUGCAAGAAACUGGAACACUGGAGAUGCUUGUGAGGUUCACUGAUGUCACCAUCUUAAAGCUCUUCAUUUCGGCAGCAAUUAGAGGCAUUAUCAGACCCCAUCUUCUUACUGGAUGGGUGCGGAUGGUGGCUGGGAUAGUGGGUGUGGUCAGAGGGCUCCUCCCCCUCCAGCCGUCCCUUGUUAACCCCCUCAUCCUCCGUACUGGACUAGUGUGUAAUCUCUGGGAGGCACUCUCUGCUGUCAGCUCACACUGUCUGGAAGACACUACCUGUUUGUCUCUCUGCUCUCAAGUGUUGGAACUCAUGCUAGCGGCAGUGCAAUGCAAUCAAGACUGCUCCCUCACAACUAUCACCGUGGUGUUCAGAGACUUACACAAACACUGGAAGAGCUUUGUCAACGUCCUCCUCUAUUCUCUGAAGAGGCCGGAGCUGUGUGUGUUGACCACCCACGCACUCAAGGCCCUCUCUCUCGUACUCGUACACUCAGCAGAAGUGGGUGUGGCCUCUGAGGGCGUGUGCGCAAAAAGCAUUAUUAAUGUGAAAGAAACUUUGGACCAAGAUUAUAUAACAGCUGACAGUGAGAAUCCGAUUGGUUGGGUCUUAUGUUUGGCCAUCAUGGAUGCACGAGACAUUGCCGCCCACCACCCACCUCCACACACUGCCCUCACAUCUCACACCACCCUCACUGAGGCACUGAGACUACUGUUGGCGUGUAGCUCCUCAGCCAAACAAUCAGCCCUGGCUAAUGGACUGUUGGAGUCUACCAUGGAUCAGUUGAAAUCUCUCGGUUCAAAGGUCAAAUCACAGACGGCACAGGACCACCCCCCACAAGCUGUCAAGAGGUCUCUCAAGGAGAGUCCAGCGAUGCUCGAGUAUAUCAGCACGGUACAUGUCAUCAGGAACUUCAUGUAUAAGUCUUUGGAAGUGAAGACGGCAGUGGGCGAUUGUCAGCUGUUGUCCAUCCUCCACAAGCAGUGGACCUGGUACUCCCUCAACAAGAAAACACUUACUGCCGUUCUUAAACUACUCUCCGUCUUCACAGCUGGGAACUCAAGGGGUCAGGCCCUCCUGUGUCAGCCGCUGAGGUGCCUCCAGCUCAUCCCUUCCCUCCUCCACUCGUCACUCAAGCUGUGCUCCACCCUCCUGGUUGCUAACCACAAGCCCACCCCCCACGACAUGCUAGUGAUCGGGGGGCUCUUCCCGCUUAUUACCAACUGUGCUUUAUCAAACGAAGGAAGAGCUACGUUGAGAAAAAUGAACUUCCUGUCUAACAUGAGCUCCCUCAGCCCCAAGUCCGAUAAAGGUCAAAGGUCGUCCAAACUGGCCACCCUCUGGGUCUCAUUUCUGGUUAACCUCUCGUUCUCUAGCGAUGGACAACAAAUGAUCAUGAAACAGUCAGGUGCUCUGGAGGUGGUGACUGAUCUCUACUGGAGCAGCAGUGCUGAGGGAUCACGCACUAAGACACUCCUACUGCUCAGAAACCUCUCCUUCUAUGGCCCCAGCAAAACACUCCUCGCCACUAAUGAGGGCUUUCAGUCCAUACUGAGUCACUGCCUAGGCUCUGAGGAUGCUAGACACAACGCUCUGGCCUCCUCCGCCCUCUGGGCACUGCUGCACAACUGCAACAAGAUUCGUCAUGUUCUCAAGCAUUCUGAGCUGGUGGAGUCACUUGAGAGUCUACACUCCCGGACCAUUGCCCCCCAGAGGCUAGGGGGGGCACAAAACUCAGACAAUCACCUCAAAACUUUAACUAUGGCCUACUCAUUGCUACACUGAACAAUACAAUUUUUAUUUUAUUCUUCUUCACACAUGUACAGUAGACAAGGCCAGCAAUUUAUUAUAAUUAUUAUGAGGACGAC